This is a messenger RNA of Vicia villosa (hairy vetch), 1503 nucleotides long. Its product is annotated as phosphatidylglycerophosphate phosphatase PTPMT2-like. NCBI's taxonomy places the organism in Eukaryota, Viridiplantae, Streptophyta, Magnoliopsida, Fabales, Fabaceae. Gene Ontology annotation, molecular function: protein tyrosine/serine/threonine phosphatase activity; phosphatidylinositol-4,5-bisphosphate 5-phosphatase activity. Gene Ontology annotation, biological process: dephosphorylation. The annotation marks the transcript as partial. The record is from RefSeq and is a predicted model, not a curated record. The transcript has 5 exons.
AAUGCGACUUGUGGAAAAACAACUUAUGUUCACUGUAAAGCUGGGCGUGGAAGGAGUACAACAAUUGUGCUUUGUUAUUUGGUUGAAUACAAGCACAUGACUCCUACUGCUGCCCUGGAGUAUGUGCGGUCUCGAAGACCUAGAGUGCUACUAGCACCAUCUCAGGGGAAGGCUGUUCAAAGUUAUAACAAUCUAAGACCUUCUCCUUUAUCACAGACUGUUCAAAGUUAUAACAAUCAAAGACCUUCUCCUUCUGGAGACAUAGUUCUCAUAACCCAAGAUGAUCUUGAAGGCUAUCAUAGUACAUCUGAUACAAGUAUGGAGCUAGCUAUUAUUCCUAAAGUGCCAAAGACUAAGCCCAUGAUAGCACGGUUAUCCGAGUUCUCUAACCAGCUUUAACAUGAGAGGAAUCAGCCCUUCUAUACUGACUUGGCUUGCUCAGAAUCAAGACAUCAACAGCUUCGGUCCCGACAUUGAAAUUUUAUUUUAUUCUCGAAUCCCCGGCCUUCAGUCACUUAUCAACAAAACUAUUAUUGAGCUAGAAACUGAGCUGAGCAGACUUGGGAAGUCCAUUGCAAAUGAUGUAGGAGGGAAGUUGUACAUGAUUGGUAGUGUUUUGCCUAAUACAUGAGCUAAAUGGUUUCACAUAUCAAAACUUGAAGUUGUUACAAACAAGUUUUCACAGAAUAUGAUUAGGGUGUCAGAUAGGGUAUGUUCUUAUACCUCAUCCCUAAAGCAUUUCUAGGUGAUUCAGCUACUGAUUGCCAUUGAUUGGUGACACUAUCUGGGCUGCUGAGUUUUAUUGAUGGGCUAUGGUCAAGUUGUGGAGAUGAGAAGAUUAGUGUUCACAACAAACCAUAAGGAAAAGCUUGAUUCAGCAUUGUUGCAUCCGGGCCGAAUGGAUGUUUAUAUACAUUUGUCCUAUUGUACUCCCUAUGGUUUUAGACAGUUGGCUUUCAAUUACCUUGGUAUUAGAGAAGAUCCUCGGUUCUAUGAGAUUGAAGAGAAAAUUGAGAAUACUCGUGUGACUCGGGCUGAAAUAGCAGAGCAGCUUCUCGCAUCGAUAUUGGAACUGUUCUUGAAGAUCUGUUGAUUUUUCUUACUAAAAAGAAAGAAAGUCAGGUGCUUGAGGCUAAAAAGAGAGAACAAGAGGAGCUGAAAGGUGAUAGUGAUGAUAGCAAAUGAAAUGGUAUUAUUGUCAUUUGAUUGGCAUUGUAAAGGUGGAGCAAUUUAGACAUUAAAAUUUACUAAAUUAACAAAUUAGUCCUUAGUCCUUAUGCAUAUUUGUUGUUCUACUUUUAAUCUUAAGAUUUUUAUUCACUUUUUUUGUUUUGUUUUUAUCUCUUGUCAACUUGAAGAAAAAUGUUACUGCAAUGGAUAACAAAAUUGUUGUUAUCGAGAAUAGCUACUACACGUUAAUUUUCAAGUUGAGCACUAUUCAGUUGUAAUUAGUUCUAGCUAAAAUGUUAUGCUAUUUAAAAGCUUUCUCUAGAGCGUAGGAGA